AUUACCCGCGGCGACCAAUGGCCAGUGCGAGGCUGCCCGCCGCAGGGCCUCUGGGAAAGUGUUGCCAAAAGCCGGUCGCCAGCGACGCGGUGAGCCGGACGGGAAGAACCGAGUGUUGAAGCCGGAGCGAUGUUGCUCUUCUGCCCGGGCUGCGGGAACGGGCUGAUUGUGGAGGAGGGGCAGCGCUGCCAUCGCUUCGCCUGCAACACCUGCCCGUACGUCCAUAACGUCACACGCAAGGUAACGAACCGAAAGUAUCCAAAGCUAAAAGAAGUGGAUGAUGUACUGGGUGGAGCAGCUGCCUGGGAGAAUGUGGAUUCUACUGCAGAGCCAUGUCCAAAAUGUGAACACCCUCGUGCCUACUUCAUGCAGCUUCAGACCCGUUCUGCAGACGAGCCAAUGACUACCUUCUAUAAGUGCUGCAAUGCUCAGUGUGGACAUCGAUGGAGGGACUAAGGGCAGGACUUGUCCAGCUUCAAGCAUGAAUUUGGUGUGCUGAAGGUCUCUGCUAUUUGAUAGGAAGGUGGAGAAACAGGGUGAAGCAUAGCACACCUGCAAGUCAGCAGAUGAAGUCCUUAAUGUGCAGGGUCCCUUGGGACUUGGGAGAUACACAGAAGAUGCUCACUUGAAUUUAAGUCCUGUUUGUUACUUUUUUUUCCCCUCAAGAAAGGGUUUUUCUGUGUAGCCCUGGCUGUCCUGGAACUCACAUUGUAGGCCAGGCUGGUCUUGAACUAAGAGAUCUACCUGUCUCUGCCUCUAGAUUGCUGGAAUUAAAGAUGUGUGCCACCACCAUCAAGGAUAGACUUGAACCUUCCAGUCUUCCUGCCUCCUUCUCAAAACUAGGAUUAUAGGAAUGUGAGCCACGUUCAUUUUAUGUAGUGCUGAGGACUGAGCCCUGAGCCUCAUGCAUGCUGGAUAAGUACUCUAUCAACUGAGCUGUAUCUUCAGCCCUUAUUUUCAUUUGUUCUCUGUAGAGAAAUUUUUUUUUCUGAGAAUUGUUUAAAAUACUUAUAAAAACGCUGAAAAAAAUCACUUUAAAAUCCUUGACUGACAUGAUUCAUCUUGUAUGAUUAAUAAUUAAACUGUUCUGUGAGUUGGAUUUUCUGGAUGAUUUUGAUAGGAGUUUAAAAGUAACCAGAAACAUUUUCUAUUUCCAGCAAGGGAGAAAGGUCCACAAUAGAGCUUGUGCCUAGCAUUUGAACCCCAUUCAAAAAUCUAUUCCCACCUCAGUAAAUUUAGAAAAGUUGCAUAUUUGUUGAAACCACUAAUGAGAUUAAUCUGUAAGGUGGAUAUAUUUAUAUGUGAGAAGUGCUGGUCCCUUCUGUGCAACUGGACAGUUGCACACAUGAUGAAGAAUGUAGAUUAUAAGAAGAUUGAUCUAAAAUAACAGUAUCUUCCCAUAAAUAUAGCAUAUCUGAUGUUUUAAAAAUCCUUUAAUAGGAUUUAUUAAAUGGAUUUAUUAAUGGAUGAAUAAUUCAAAAACCAAAGUUGACUUGGAAAUCUUCAAUCUAUGGUUGCUCUCAAGCCUUUGGAACUUUGUUGAAUAAAUCCUUUCAGUAACUCUGUUACAAAGAAGAGGUACACAGACUUCUUGAAAUGAGGGUGUAUUUGAGUAUAAGAGCACUUGCCUAGCAUAUGACAAGUUCUGGGCUCAGUCCUUGGUACUGGAUGGCAGAGGUGCAGGGGAAAGUGAGGAUGUUUACUGUAGGUUAGGACAUUCUCACAUUGCUGAUGGAAGUAGAAGUUGGUGCAGUAGUUUCUCAGAGCAAUAGGGCAGUCUACCAGUGUUUUAAAAUAACGGCCCAAGUAUGGCACAGACAUGCACUGUUACCACUUGAGAGGCAGAAGCAGGAUCAUUUGGAGGUCCAGCUUAGCCUGUUAGGUGGCAGAAUGAGUUGGAAGGAAUGAUACAACUCCAUGCUUCUGCCUGUCUCAGUGUGAGUUCUUGCAGUGAACUCGGUGAAGCUGGUAUUUUGGACUAGGCCACAGAAAAGAAUUUCAGGAUAAUUAGGUAUGAAGUAAGUCAAGUGCCUUAACAAUAGCCAUGUUUAUGAUUUAGGUGGCCUUUUAAGAGGAUUGUUAAGUAGACCUCUACACCCACCCUCUUUUUUUUUUUUUUUUUUUUUUUGUAUUUGUUAAAUGAGAUCAUGGGGUUGUGGGGUGGGGCUGGAAAGCUGUGUGACUGGAGGAGCCAGUCUAGAGCAAGAGUGAGGUUGAGACAGGUUCAAACCCUGAAAACCUCAUCCUGAGACAGGCAGGAGUAGGACUGCUUCCUCCCUGUUCUGGGUCUGCAUGUCCCAAUGCAUGUAGCUUUGCAACCUGCACUCUGCCAUCCUUGAGGUAGUCACAUAGCCUGGCGGCCAGGUUACAGGUUAAACUUCCUCUCUCCUUAUAAGGACAUAUCCAGCAAGCACCUGGAGUUCCUCUUUGCAAAUGAUCGUUCCCAGCACCUCAGCCUCAGCCAAUGAUGUAUGCUCACCUUGAAAACCCCUACCCACUCCCCAAGGUUUAUAUAGCCCUGUCCCCUACCGCCCAUCCCAGUGAAGAGAGCUGUUUCACUGAAAACUUUAUGGAGAAGGCUGUUUCUCUUGCACUCAUGCUGCCUGAGAUCCUGACUAACCCACCAGCCCUGGCUAAGAUUCACUCCCUCCAGGCCAGCCCAGGGCACAACAAGCCUGGAUACCCCAAGGGGAAAAGCAGUGUUAGUGUUACUUUUAAAAUUGUGCAUUGCAAUUUCUUUUUUAUCCCAGUGAACACCCAAAUAAUUGAGACUGGAGUAUUAUAAUUGUUUAAUAAGCUUUACAGCACAAGAACUGAGCAGUAUUAAGCUAUUGUUAACCCUCCGUGCUAGUCUGGCUUCCUCUUUGCCAAAAUCCCUAAGAUACUUUAAUUUUAUGGCUUUCUCUGCUCCAGUUGCCCUUUUCUCAUGAUGUCUUCUGGACCUCUGGCUGAAAUCCCUUCUUUAUCUCCUCCUCCUCUGGCUGGCAAGAAGUCCAGCCCUAUUCUCUCUUCUACUCAGACUUGGCUGUUAAGCCUCUUUAUUGACUUAUCAGGGAAGAACUGAGCAGUGUUUACACAACACUGAGACAGGAGAUUCUCAGAACAGGGGUUGCAACCAGGUAUGGGGGUCACAGAAAUCCACAUUUGUAUCUUUACACAGUACACAGACCAUGCCUACACCUCUCCUGUUUUAGUCCAAUAAAAGGCUUUUUCUCUUACAUUAAUACACUAUAUGCAGUAAUAACAACUAUGAAAAUUAUUAGGCAAGAUUUACAUUUAUGGCCAGUUGUGAUAGCCCAUGCCUCAAAUCGCAGCACUCAGGGAGGCAGAGACAGGUGGAUCUCUGUGAGUUUGAGGCCAACCUGAUCUACAAAGUGAGUCUAGGACAGCCAAGGCUACACAGAGAAACCCUGUAUAGGGGAAAAAAAAAAGGUUUACACUUAUGUAUUUGGCACCCUUGGAUAAAGUAUUCUACUAUCCUAACUUGGUGGCUGUACCUAGAUCAAUUUCUGUACCUAGUUCUGUACCUAGAUCAAUUUCUGUUAUCCUAAACGAUUAAUUUUGAAACUGUUAACUAUCUAGUCUUCAACCCCAUCAGACUUCUUUUUUUUUUUUUUUUUUAAGCAACUUUAUUUUUGUUUUAUGUGCAUUGGUGUUUUGCCUACAUAUGUCUAUGUGAGUGUCAGAUUUGCUCAAACUGGAGUUGUGGACAGUUAAGAGCUGCCAUAUGGGUGCUGGGAAUUGAACCAUUUCUCCAGACCCUAAUUUAUUAUAUUAGGGUGCAUGUGCACCUGCAUACCAGAAGAGGGCAUCAGAUCUCAUAGAUGGUGGUUGCUGGGAAUUGAACUCAGGACCUCUGGAAGUGCAGCCAGUGCUCUUAACCUCUGAGCCAUCUCUCCAGCCCCACAGUUAUUCUGAGAUCCCUCUUCUAUAGAGGACUGUCAUGCGGUGAAUGAUGAGCUAAAGGUAUAGGAUUUAAUAAAUACUGUUCUCUAUUAUAGAGUCAAUAUGUAUUAUACAUUAUAGUAUACCUAGCAAAUCAAGGUCAGCUGCAGUUUAAAUGAGACUCUGUUUCAAAGAAAACAAAAUUGUGUUUGUCAAAAGCCAGCUGACUACAUUUUCAUUUCCUUUUCAUAAUUAGACCUAAUGUUAAAUUUUGAUUUAUUUCUCUAUUGUUCCCUAUGGUGUGUUCUCUAAUCAUGUCCCAAGUUAAAGGUCAACUUGUUUCUUUGACUUGUUCUUCCUCUAUAAUCUUGAAAUUUACACAUCGUAUAUCGUUUCCCUUGCUCUUGGUAUGUUCUGAGAGCUGGCUGGUAGUUUACUAAAUCACAAACUGCAGAAAAUUCCACUUUUCUAAUUUUUGGCUAUGUGCCUCAGCCUUCAGCUUGAAUAAAAAAUGGCAACCUCACUUUUAGUUGGGGCCGAUCUCUCAUCUACUUCAUAGGAGAUUGCAAGUUUUGCAGCGGUUGUUCCCUGGUUCUUGACACCACAGUAUUCACCUUUUUAAAAAUUUAUUUGUCCAUUUGAAAUGUGUUAUAUUAUGGGAGUGACUGUGUAGACCAGUGUGGCCUCAAAGUCAUAGAGAUGGAUUUGUCUCCAAAGUGCUGGGGUUAAUAAAUAACAUGUGCUACUA
Messenger RNA from Psammomys obesus (fat sand rat), 4633 nucleotides. Its product is annotated as DNA-directed RNA polymerase III subunit RPC10. Gene Ontology annotation, biological process: termination of RNA polymerase III transcription; DNA-templated transcription. NCBI's taxonomy places the organism in Eukaryota, Metazoa, Chordata, Mammalia, Rodentia, Muridae. The record is from RefSeq and is a predicted model, not a curated record. The coding region runs from base 130 to 456 and encodes 108 amino acids. Gene Ontology annotation, molecular function: nucleic acid binding; DNA-directed RNA polymerase activity; zinc ion binding. Gene Ontology annotation, cellular component: RNA polymerase III complex. The transcript is spliced from 3 exons.